AGCUCGGAGCUCCAGCUUCUCCCCGCAGACCGGCUCGCUGAGGCCGGAGCAGAGGAGCAGCAGAGCCGGGGCCGUGUGUGUCUGUACCGGGGUGAACACAAGUGUGAGAGGCGGGGGGCUUAGAGACAUUAACGAGGUGAAAGCCAUCUGUCAGCCACAGCAGGGGCGGCCCUGCUGCCGGCCCACGGUGACAUGUGGACGGCGCGUCCGUGGCCCUUUAAGAAACUCCAUGUUUUCGCUACUUGAUGCGUCAACAUAAAAAGCGGAUGAUGCCGUUAUGUAAAAACACGCUGAAGUCGCUGGUAGUUUGCGGGAGGACGCCUCUCCUCAUCCUUCGCGCCCGGAUCGUGGAUUAAAGUGGGUUUUUACGCGCGGCGCUCGGAGCUGCGCAGUUCGGGGUGAAAGCAGAGAGGAAAAGGGCUUCGGUCGAUCAACUCAACAUGAGUCUGCUUCCACUGUGUUUUCCUCCUCCACUCGAGGGAAGUGUACACCUGACGCAUCUCCCCCUCGUCCUGUGGAAGUGAUCCGUCUUCCCUCAGAACCGUCGACCCCCGGGUCGUGUUCGGGCUCCAGGAAAGAGAGUGUAUGGACUCAUCUGAUGAUCCAUGAUGAUGUUCAGUGAAGGCCUUUUCUGAGCUGGAGCACGCCGUCGCAGGACCCUGUGGAUGAAGAGGAGAAGGUGGUGUAUCUGCUCGCGGACGCUGAGACCAUGGUGAAAGCUCAGCGGAGCCAGUCAUUGAAAUGUGGACAGCGCCAGAAGGAGAAGGGAUGCAAGGAAAAGGGAGAAGGUGUGCUGAAGGGGAAAGAAAGAAAGAUUGAGCUGAAAGGGAAGAAAAAGAACGAUAAGAAAGAGUCCCACCGGAGUAGGAGGAAGACGCUGGUUGUGGGCGAUGGAGAUGCACUGGACUGUUGCGUCCUGCUCACCCGUCUGGAGGAGAAAGCAGUUGUGUGUAAAGAAAAGUACGCACCAAAAUCUGGGAAACAAAAGAGCGAUAAAAGCAUGAAGAAGCUGCACUCCAGCUCCAUUCAAAGAAGGACCAAAUCUGGACUAAAGAAAACAUCCACAGCCAAUCAACAAGCACUGGAACCAAAAAUCAACCAAUCUGACGCCUUACUCAUGUUGCCCACAUCUGUCCCUGAGCCCCGCAGGCGGAGGAUGGCCUCUCUCAAUGCCGAGGCUGUCAACAGCCUGCUGCUCUACAGAGACAGCCCUGCAACGUCAAAUGUCAUGAAGAAACAGCAGGCUUCUACUGAAGAUCCAGCUAGAGAUAGUCUCGCUAAAACUGAACACAGAGAUCAUAAAACCAAAAAGGUUUCAUCAGGAGGGAAAGCGACACUAAAAGAAAAACCUAAAAGACAGAAGCGGUCGUCAUUGGAAGCGCUUAACAUUGACUGGCUGAGCUUGCUCACGCCAACCCCUCGGCGUAAAGCAGGUCUCACCGCUGCAACUCUGCUCAAACUCACUAGUGCCCCUUACGGAACCAAACGGCAGAAGAAGUCAGAGGCCAAGCCAGGGAGCGGCGUUGAAGCCGCAGCAGCUACGACUCAGGUUGAGGUUAGCGGUAAACCGUUGUGUAAAGGGGCAACGCAGACCAAAAGAACAAUGCAUCCCGAACACGAGGAGCAACUAAAGCACAGACAACAGGGUACAGAGGAUCCGGUUCAUUCCCAGCUGGGCCCCAACAUCCAGGGAUGCUGCAGUUUAUGUAAGACAGAAGCUUUGGAUCCCGAGUGGAAAGAUGCCACAGGGGGGCAGGAGUGUCUCAGGCACGCUCUCCAUUGUGGCUCCGCUCUGGGAUUCUCCUUAAAAACAAUCAAAGAGGAGCAGGUGGACACCAAGGUGUCCUCCUGCUACUGCUGCUCCCAGGAGAGGUGCGUCGAGUACUGUCACAGACUGGCCCUCUUCCUGGAGGACAAGACCUUCAAGGAACCCGAGGACGGCUCGCUGGCCGACGUGUUCCACCACCAUCAUCACCACCAUCAUCACCACCAUCACCAUCUGCAGCCUCCUCAUUCUGUCGCCCACCCAGCAGCCAUAACCAUCAGCCCGCACACUUACACCUGUUUCCCCGGCUACUACGUCCACUUCAGCCACCCGGACCCCUCCCCCUCACCCGAGACGCCCCUCGCUUUAUGCCCAAGGAGUGGCAAGAGACCCAAAUUACGCCCCAGCACAAGUCCGCAGCCCUCAGGGAACAGCCAUCCGGUGUACUGCUGCACCUCGGUGGAAGCGUGCUACGGAGAGCCCUGCAGGAUCAACAGCUACUCCACGUAUAGCAGUGUGAUUCCAGCCAUCACCAGAGGGGGGUGCUCCUUUGGCCCCACAGACUGCACAAACUGUAACCGUGGCAUCAAGAGAGAAGACUACUCAUCAACCCUCAACGACCAUCACAGCCCCUCCUCCAUCCCCAUCUCCCCUAGCCCCAGAAUUCUCACUGGCUGCCCCGUUCCCACUGUGCCUCCAGCCGGCCAAUCAGUGCCCCACGUUCAGACUCCGCUGUCCGACCCCAGCCAACCGCAGCCACCGCUGCAGGUGGCAAAGGAGUGUCCGCAGAGUGCCAAGCCGCCUAGUGGGUCGAGGUCUGGCGGACGCGGCAACGGCACCAUCGGUUCAGCUGUCUGCCCUCUCAACAGGGACAAGAAACAGAAGCCCAGCUCUCCCAGUGUCAAAGAGCGGUCGGUUGCCAAGCAGCCGAAGAACGGCCGCCAGAAAACCACCAACGGCUGGCGGGCAGUUGGCCUGCCCUUUCAGAGGGAGGUUUUCUCUGUGGGAGAGGAGGCUCUUGUGCUGAGGAAGUGUUUUGAGGGCAUCCAGAGGGACGGGGAGCUGAUUCGGGUCAGAGACACUGUCCUGCUGAAAUCUGGGCCCAAGAAGAAGUCUCUGCCUUACGUGGCCAAGAUCUCAGCACUGUGGGAAGAGCCAGAGUCAGGAGAGCUGAUGAUGAGUUUGUUUUGGUACUACCGUCCAGAACACACGCAGGGGGGAUGCAACCCCAGCUUACAUUGUGAGAAUGAGAUCUUUGCGUCUCGUCACCAGGAUGUGAACAGUGUGGCCUGUAUUGAAGACAAAUGCUAUGUCCUAACAUUGGCACAGUAUUGUCGAUUUUGUGCCUUGGUAAAACGCCGUAGGGAAGGUGUACACGACAGUGCCGCCUCCCUCGUGGUGCCACCCAUUGCUGGCAACGCCAUGCCCACCCACCACUGUGUGCCCGAUGACAUCAACCCAGAGCUGGUGUUCUUCAGCCGACACGUCUACGACUUCCGCUACGGUCGCCUGCUCAAAAACCUGCAGUAGCAUGUGAUGUAUGCCAUGACUGUGGGACGUGAGCUAAUGUUUCUCUGGUUUCAUCCUCUACAACUUUGUUUAACUACAAAACUACCUGCUGCCUCUGUGAGAGAGGAACCGGACAUUUAGGAUGAAGGAGACACAAGCUUAUCUUUAUUUGAAAUUCAUACUCAACGCGCCACAUGUUUAUUUAGUGAGAGUCAUGGUCUUACAUACGGUGUUGUAGAAGAGUCGUUAUGGCAGUGUAAUUGGGCUUCAUCAUACAUGGCUCUCUGGUGUUGUAGCAGCUGUGUGAAAACCCUGGAAUGUACUCUGCUGUAGAAAAUGCUACUGUAGUUCUUAGAAAUGUGACACUUGAUAUAUAUAUAUAUAUAUAUAUAAGGAGAAGUUGAUGUUACAUGUGAACCAUGUUACCAUCUGCCUGCAGAUAUCAGACACACGAAGUAUCAGUUAUACGUCAUAGAUAAAGAUCAUGCUCAUCAUUAGAAUUCACUUUUCUCAGAGGCACUGUAGACUAAGGUUUAAGAGAAAGACGCAAACUUGUGUCUUCAAGGUUUGGUAAAUGUGUCGAUUCACCUUGUUGCCAGAAGUUCUUUGAGUUGAUCCAAUCUGAGGUCAGUGAAUAUAAAGCUGCUGCCAGCAGCCAUUUAGCAAAGCUCAGCAUAAAUACUGGAAACAAUUGGGGGAUUGACCAUCAGUAGCGAGGUCCCGUCGAUGCACUCGACCAAUCACAGUGUCAGCUUUAAAUCAUCGUUUCAUCCUGUUUUUAAUCGUACCAAAUGUAAUAUAAAACCAAACCUAUCGGAAAAUGAACACUUGAACAAACAUCAGUGGGAUAAGAACUACCUAAUAACAGAAACUAUCUUUGACAAUUUUAUUUGACGUUUACUUGUCUUAUUUUGGUCCAUGUCCCAUCCAAUAACAUGGAGGAGGCAGGAUUUAAUUUGUUUACCUUUACCGCAGCCAGCAAACGAGACAUUUUGGCUUCACUUUUGUGAAACAGUUAUGUCGUCUUAUCUUUAUCUACAGUCUUUUUAUUUUUUGGAAAGAGCCGGGCUAGCUGUUCCCCUAUUUCCAGUCUUUAUGCUAAGCUAAGAUAACUAGCUGUUUGCUCAGGCAGACGUAAAUCUCAGCGAGAAAGUAGCUUAGCGUAUUUCCCACAGUUUCAAAUAAUCUUUUAUCUAACAUUUCCAUUUUCAUGUGAGUGUGAUUGACUUGUAGGUCUAUGUAGUGAACUCCGGACAAAGCUGCGAAGAAAGGAGAUUCGGCUAAAUAUACUCACUGAUCAGUUUUGUGCACAGCCACAAAUGAAAAGUGGAAGCAGUUUGGCGACAUCUGUUGUGAGUCUCUAAGAUAAUUAUAGGUUUUAUGACAUAUCUGUAGCUCUGAAAUCCACCAGUGGUGAGUUGUCACACUGUAACACAGACGUGCACUCUACAAAGAUAGCACAGGUGACUUUGUUUGGUCUCGCAGUGUGAAGACGUCCAACGAGCCGAGCAUUGAGGGGGUUUAUGUUAUGCCAAUGCUGAGGAAUAUUUUACUUUGUGAUUUGACUCUGGUGUCAGCGAACUGUAUAUUUGCAUUUAAACGUUUGGAAGAGCACUUGUUUCUGGCAGAUGGCAACAGUUAGUCACCUAUAUUCUCGUUUCUUCACCGAUGAGAUGCUGAGUAAUGAAUUCAGUGUAGCAUUUAGAUCUGUGAUGAUGAUUCAUUCCUAUGUUUGAGAGAAGAUGUGUAUUUAUUUCUGUACUGAGAAAAUAUAAAUUAUUUUCAGAAGAUAAUUUUAAAGAAUAGAGUAUUAGAUGAGUGGCUUUCAUUCCUGAUUAGAGCGCAGGUCAAAGUCGUCUCUCGUCAUUAGCUGCACUGUCUAAGAUGAAAAGCGUGUAUGUCGUUCGCAGUAGUGUUCCUGUGACUGAUUGCUCUCCCAAUAGAAGCCUGUGAAAUGUUGUGUUGAGAUGUUUAAGGUCCUCCAGGCAGAUUCAAGGACACAUCUGGAGGAUCUGGAAGGAUAUCAGACACAGUUUGAAGGACACCUGUUAACAUGUGACCAGAUGCUUAAACAUGCAGGACCAAAAACCUUUAUGUUGGCCCCUCCCAGCUUCCUGUCAUAGCCUCCUUUUCACGUCUCCUCCGAUGACGAAGCUUUGCCUCCUCACCUUUAAAUUGCUGAAUGCUACGUUGAUUUAAAACGUACCCUGCCAUUAGCCUGUGCCCUCGAUCUUGCUGCCUUAUAGAACAUUCCCAGCCUUUCAUUUAGAAGUGUGUACCAAUCUCAGCUUGGGGUUAUGAAACCUGUUAGUGUGCUGAUCUUGAUUCCUCGAUGCUUGAAAGGCAUCUCAGGUCCGUCUCAUACAUCUGAUCAGAAACGUAAAACUGACCCUUAAUCAAUUCUCACUCUAACAAAUGUCUGCAUAUGUUUUAUUUAAUCUCUCCUGAGGACAAAAUGGUUGUUAAAAGAAUAGUUUGACAUCUUGAAAAAUGUGGAAUUCUUGCAGAGAGUUGGGAUGAUUGAUGCCACUCUUGUAUGUUUACAAUAAGUGUGAAGAUAUAGCUAGCACCCGCUUAGCUUAGCAUUAGCUCAGCAGGGGAAGACAGAGGUGUGAUCCUGUCAGACAAGGCAACUAAAACCACCAACCAGCACCUAAAAACCUCACAAUUCAACUCUUUAUAUCUUCAUUAAUCUGUAAAAAUUUAGCGUUCUGCUUCCUGUCUUCGCACAAAGAUAAUGCUGCUUUCAGACAUGAACUUCACAGAACCUUAGUAUUUUCUCUAGACGAGGUUCUUGUGUGAACGUAAAUGUCCGAGUGGGAGCCUCCGGAUUAUCUGCAGACUUUUUCACAUAAAGAGCCAUAAAAUGUCAGAUUCAAUGGACUCGGACAUUUGCGUUCUCAUGUACAGCCCCUCUGUAAAACGAUGGAAAUGUAUGGAGUUCCGUGUGAAAGCAGCAUUAGAGAUAUAAGGGUGGUCUUGAUCUUUUCAUCUAAUUCUCUACAAGAAGGCAUUUUCUUCCAGAGAUGUCAAACAUUUCCUUUCUUUGGUUGUAGUUUGAUUUGUAACAGUUCAUUUUCCUCAGUUUGGUACAAAAAGCAUCAAAACGUCCAAAGAAAAUCCUCGACUCCCUUCUUCAUAAUCCAGCUCUUAUCUGUCCAUCUGGAUGCUCAUGUUCCAAACAGUCCCAUUUUUUGCCAUAAUAAUAAAGAGACUAUUUGGCCGACCUCAGUGGAUGCUGUUAGCACAACACGGAGGUGAUUUAUAAUACAGGAGUAUUUGAGACGUUUCAGUCUUUUACUCUGCUUUGCACUUGUCAGCAUUUGAAUACUUACUGUAGUAUCCAACGUGUUGUUAGCUGGUGCCAGAGAGCGCAAAACUAGACUGGAUGUGGGCAGUGCUUGACUCCCUGUACAUCAGGUGGAAUAGAUUCAUUUUGUGUGUUAAUUUAACAAAAAUAUUAUUCGCUAUAAUUAUUUAAUGGAUUAAUAUUUGACUUUCAAACAAGUCGCCUUGAAUUAAAUUAUUGUUAUUGGUUAAUUCAAUUCACCAGGCUCAAACGGAGCGAACUGGCCCUGGUGUUUCAAUCUGCUUUUCAUGCUAAACCAGAGGGAAUCAGUGUGUUUUAACGACCUCUCCACUGGGCACAAGAUUUUACUGAAUAUUCCUUUUUGAUGGACAUAUUCAAGCCCACAUGGCACAAUUAUACAAACCAAACUAUAUUGGGUUUAAUUUUAGUUUUAAUUCCCACCGGGUGUUCCAGGAUCAGUGUUAGGAACCAUGCACAAUACAGCUCUCAGUCACAAUAUUAAUACCAAUAACUGGCUUUACUUUGAUGGCACAUCAGUGUAUAUCAUGGACUGACUUGAAAGAGUUAAAUAGGAACCAUCACUAAUUUAUGAUUUAAAACUUAUGUUCUGGUUUCAAUUGUUUGGCUCGACUAAGAAAAUAUGUUGAUCCGCUGAUCUGUGUAUUAUGGCCUUACAGGAAUCAUUCAGCAAACUAAUGAGGUUUAAUCAAGAUGUGUGAUACUUAUGUCUUAGCUGGUCCUCUGUGCCUGUUCCCAUUAACCCGUAUAUAUAAAUAUAUUCCAAGCGUUUUCCAUGAAGAGAAGGACGAGCAUAUGCUGUCGUUUUUAUUCACCUUACGAAUGCCUUUCAUUUUUGUCAGAUGAUGAUACUGGUCUGAUCUUGAAUCACCACAAAGAAAUGUUUUCACCAAAAACAGAGAGAGAGAGCGAGAGAGAGAGAGAGGGUGAAAGAGGAGGGAGACAUGAAUUUAACUUCAUUCCCAGGUGUACAAAAACCUAAACUUUAGUUCUUCUUAUGUGAAUUUUAUGUUCGUAUUCUUUGCAUGGCGUUUUGGAAAUCUUGGAAAUAUUAAUCACAGCACAGAUUAUUUGUAUGGUUUCAAAUGGACCUCUGUAAUAUAAGAAAAAAUAUUUAAUUGUAAUAAAUAAUAUAUGAGUUUGAA
Hippoglossus stenolepis (Pacific halibut) is the source of this 7747-nucleotide messenger RNA. It is a transcript of the gene bahd1, whose product is annotated as bromo adjacent homology domain containing 1. The record is from RefSeq and is a predicted model, not a curated record. NCBI's taxonomy places the organism in Eukaryota, Metazoa, Chordata, Actinopteri, Pleuronectiformes, Pleuronectidae. Bases 710 to 3295 code for a protein of 861 amino acids. The transcript has 7 exons. Gene Ontology annotation, molecular function: chromatin binding.